GGACAUGGCGUGGAUCCCGGUCCUGGCGCUGGCCUUGUGGGUGAAUCUGAGAGCUCUGGGGGAUCCGACCAAACCGGCCCGGGCGCCUCUGAUCCCUCACCGGCCGUUUGUGGUGGUCUGGAACGCUCCCACCGAACCGUGCCGCCUGCGUUUCCAGGUGGACCUGGACUUGAGCGUUUUCGACAUCGUGGCCAACCUUAACGAAACUCUCAGCGGGCCCAACGUGACCAUCUUCUACCACAGCCACCUGGGCUAUUACCCCUACUACUCCGGCUCCGGGAUGCCGAUCAACGGCGGACUUCCGCAGAACCAGAGCAUCUCCAAACAUCUCAGCAAAGCUCGCAACGACAUCGACAAGCUGAUCCCACACAAGGACUUCAGAGGGCUGGGCGUCAUCGACUGGGAGGACUGGAGGCCCCAGUGGGUACGGAACUGGGGCUCCAAGGACAUCUACCGCAACAAGUCCAAGGAACAGAUCCGGAAGCUUCACCCCAACUGGCCAGAGAGCAAAGUGGAGAACGAGGCCAAGGAGAGCUUUGAGAGGGCGGGGCAGGCCUUCAUGAACCUCACCUUAGCUUUGGCCGAGGCUCGCAGGCCGGCCGGCUUGUGGGGCUUUUAUUUGUUCCCGGACUGCUACAACUACGGAUACAAGCAGCACCCGCAGCGCUACACCGGCGAGUGUCCCAAUGUGGAGCACGUUCGCAACGACCACCUGAUGUGGCUGUGGAAGGAGAGCACGGCGCUCUACCCGUCCAUCUACCUGGACUACGAGCUCCGGUCCUCUGCCAACACCGUCAAGUUUGUCCACUAUAGGGUCAAGGAGGCCAUGAGGAUCGCCUCCAUUGCCCGUCCUGACGUCACAUUGCCGGUUUUUGUCUACUCCAGACCUUUCUACGCCUACACCUUUGUGGUUCUGUCUGAGAGUGACCUGGUGCACACCAUCGGCGAGAGCGCCGCCCUCGGAGCGUCCGGAGUCGUCUUGUGGGGGUCGUCAGAAUACGCCCGGACGCAGAGGAACUGUUUGACGGUGAAGAAGUACAUCGACGGCCCGCUCGGCCAUUACGUGGUCAACGUCACGUCGGCCGCCAAGCUGUGCAGCAAAGCUCUGUGCAAGAAAAACGGCCGCUGCGUUCGCAAGAGCCUGGACUCGGCCGCUUACCUGCACCUCAACCCGGGCUUCUUCCACAUCCGCCGCUGGCCGACGGCCGCCGGCGCCAGCUUCCGUGUCAGCGGCGGCCUGGACGAGCGGGACCUCCUGGACAUGAAGCACAAGUUCUCCUGCCAGUGCUACCACGGCUGGACCGGCGUCCACUGCGAGAUGCCGCAGAUAGCUCCGCCCACGCGGCUCCUCCCGCUGCACGUCUCCUGCCUUUGCGCCGUCGCGCUGCUGGGGCUGUGCCUCCUCAUCAAGUGUCUGUCGGUGUAGCGAACACAAGUCACUUCCUGUUAGCUCUUCCCAGGACGUCAUUUUGAAUGUAAGACAAUCUUUUAUAAAGAGUUAAAUGGUAAUUGGGUCAUACUUGUAUAGCGCUUUUCUACCUUCAAGGUACUCAAAGUGCUUUGACACUAUUUCCACAUUCACACACACUGAUGGCGGGAGCUGCCAUGCAUCCAUCAGGAGCAAGGGUGAAGUGUCUUGCUCAAGGACACAACGGACGUGACGAGGAUGGUAGAAGGUGGGGAUUGAACCAGGAACCCUCAGGUUGCUGGCACAACCACUCUCCUAACCGCGCCACACCGUCCUCAUAGAGAAUAUUCAUGUUAAUUUGAAUGUUUCAGCUGUCCUGCAUGAAGAUAUACAAACCCCGUUUCUGUCAGGCUUUCCCCUGACAGUUUGUCUAUGUUUUAGUUUUUUCCUCUGUGUUUAGUAUCUCCUGUCUUUAGUUCCUGUCUAGUGCUCUUAUUUUGUCAGCUUCCUGUCUUGUUCCCUGAGUGCUGUGUUCCUCCGCAGCUGCGGCUGAUUGGCACCUGGCCACACCUGUUGCCAAUCAGCCUGCUCCUAUUUGUACCUGCUUUGUGUUGUGUCAGUUGCCGGAUCAUUGUAUUGUCAUUUGUAUUGUCGUUGACACAUAUCACUCUUGUCGUUUUGUUACAGCUACUACCUGUCAUGCUACAUUUUGUCCUGGUCGUCGUAGCGGUAAGCUGUUUCUGUUAGCAUUAGUUAUUUCCAGUUUUUCUGUUUGCUAUCCACUACCUUCCAUGCUAAAGUUCCUUUUUGUUUUCUAACUUCCAGUGUUAGCUCCCUUAGUUUGUUAUUCCGCCCACGUGCGUGCUUUUUGUUUGUUCUUGUUUAGUUUGAAUUAAAUCAUGUUUUCCCAUUCAAUGCCUGCCUCCGUCUCUGCAUCUUGGGGUUCAUCAACAAAUACCCCUGACAGUUUCCAUAUGAGUUGGGAAAUUGUGUGAGAUGUAAAUAUAAACGGAAUACAAUGAUUUGCAAAUCAUUUUCAACCUAUAUUCAGUUGAAUAUGCUACAAAGACAACAUAUUUGAUGUUCAAACUGAUAAACAUUUUUUUGUUUGCAAAUAAUCAUUAACUUUAUAAUUUGAUGCCAGCAACACGUGACAAAGAAGUUGGGAAAGGUGGCAAUACAUAUGGAUAAAGUUGAGGAAUGCUCAUCAAACACUUAUUUGGAACAUCCCACAGGUGUGCAGCCUAAUUGGGAACAGGUGGGUGCCAUGAUUGGGUAUAAAAACAGCUUCCAUGAAAUGCUCAGUCUUUCACAAGAAAGGAUGGGGCGAGGUACACCCCUUUGUCCACAACUGCGUGAGCAAAUAGUUUAAGAACAACAUUUCUCAAAGUGCAAUUGCAAGAAAUUUAGGGAUUUCAAAAUCUACGGUCCAUAAUAUCAUCAAAAGGUUCAGAGAAUCUGAAGGAAUCACUCCACGUAAGCGGCAUAGCCGGAAACCAACAUUGAAUGACCGUGACCUUCCAUCCCUCAGACGGCACUGUAUCAAAAACUGACAUCAAUCUCUAAAGGACAUCACCACAUGGGCUCAGGAACACUUCAGAAAACCACUGUCACUAAAUACAGUUGGUCGCUACAUCUGUAAGUGCAAGUUAAAGCUCUAAUAUGCAAAGCAAAAGCCAUUUAUCAACAACAUCCAGAAACGCUGCCGGCUUCUCUGGGCCCGAGAUCAUCUAAGAUUGACUGAUGCAAAGUGGAAAAGUGUUCUGUGGUCUGAUGAGUCCACAUUUCAAAUCUUUUUGGGAAAUAUUCGACAUGUCAUCCGGACCAAAGGGGAAGCGAACCAUCCAGACUGUUAUCGACGCAAAGUUCAAAAGCCAGUAUCUGUGAUGGUAUGGGGGUGCAUUAGUACCCGAGGCAUGGGUAACUUACACAUCUGUGAAGGCACCGUUAAUGCUGAAAUGUACAUCCAGGUUUUGGAACAACAUAUGCUGCCAUCUAAGCGCCGUAUUUUUCAUGGACGCCCCUGCUUAUUUCAGCAAGACAAUACCAAGCCACAUUCAGCAUGUGUUACAACAGCGUGGCUUCGUAAAAAAAGAGUGCAAGUACUUUCCUGGUCCAGACCUGUCUCCCAUCGAAAAUGUGUGGUGCAUUAUGAAGCGUAAAAUACGACAGCGGAGACUGAAGCUCUACAUAAAACAAGAAUGGGAAAGAAUUCCACUUUCAAAGCUUCAACAAUUAGUUUCCUCAGUUCCCAAACGUUCAUUGAGUGUUGUUAAAAGAAAAAGUGAUGUAACACAGUGGUGAACAUGCCCUUUCCCAACUACUUUGGCACGUGUUGCAGCCAUGAAAUUCUAAGUUAAUUAUUUUUUGCAAAAAAAAAAAUAAAGUUAAUGAGUUUGAACAUCAAAUAUCUUGUCUUUGUAGUGCAUUCAAUUGAAUAUGGGUUGAAAAGGAUUUGCAAAUCAUUGUAUUCCGUUUAUAUUUACAUCUAACACAAUUUCCCAACACAUAUGGAAACAGGGUUUGUAUUAUAUAUGCGGAAAGUAUCUCACACAUUCCAAAGUCCCACUUUCAUUGAAUGCAACAAAAGUAAAAGUAAAGUAAAAUGAGAAUUUGUGGGAUCAAGCACUUACGCAAAAAUUAGGCCAACACCUUUAAUACAACGUUAAUAAUACUAUUAUUAUUAUCAUCAUUAUUAUUUAUGAGUGUAUUUGAACGCAUCACAGGUCUGUAUCGACUAACACAUUUUUAGUCUGCUCGGGUGGUUGCACUUAUAUUUUAAUGUGCUUUAUUUUGUUUGUUUCUAUUUAUAUGACAAUAAAGCUUUUUUGUUUA
This is a messenger RNA of Nerophis ophidion (straightnose pipefish), 4243 nucleotides long. It is a transcript of the gene hyal6, whose product is annotated as hyaluronoglucosaminidase 6. The transcript has 3 exons. The record is from RefSeq and is a predicted model, not a curated record. The coding region runs from base 5 to 1426 and encodes 473 amino acids. Lineage: Eukaryota; Metazoa; Chordata; Actinopteri; Syngnathiformes; Syngnathidae. Gene Ontology annotation, molecular function: hyalurononglucosaminidase activity. Gene Ontology annotation, biological process: hyaluronan catabolic process; carbohydrate metabolic process.